Heterostelium album PN500 is the source of this 1077-nucleotide messenger RNA. RefSeq lists its product as uncharacterized. The transcript has 9 exons. Lineage: Eukaryota; Evosea; Eumycetozoa; Acytosteliales; Acytosteliaceae. The record is from RefSeq and is a predicted model, not a curated record. The coding region runs from base 1 to 1077 and encodes 358 amino acids.
AUGCAAAAGUUAAUGAGAAUUAUUACUUCAAUUAUCUUAAUUUUUGCUUUUGUCGCCCUUGUCGCCGCUGAUAGUGUCACACUUUGUGGUGUAUGCUCUGGUUCAGGACUCCUUCAAUGUGGUAGUGGUGGAUCAAAGAAAUGUGUUAAUGUUCCUGUUGGAAGAUGUUAUAAUUUCAAUGAUAUUUGUACAGGUCUGCCAAUGCCAUACACCUAUUACAUUAGUUCAAUUGACACUGGUUAUGCUCUUGGAUCGGUUUAUACUUCUAUGUCUGAUUGUUCCUCCCAGAUCAACGCCUCACCACUUGCGGAGUCUUGUGGAGAUUGUCAACAAGGUACCACACUCACCUGUAACGAUGGUAAUGGUUCUUACUCAUUGGCUUCAUUCGAACAAAUUGUUUUUGAUAAAAAGAAAUUUAAAUAUUUAACAAGUGAAAAUGUACCUAAAUAUACAUUUAACUCUAUUCGAUGUGAUUUUAAUAAAAUCCUUGGUUCUUUGGAUGCUAGGAUUCAAAUAAUAUUUAUGGAAGUUGAAUCGUUUGGUUUAAUUAUUACUUCAAUUAUCUUAAUUUUUGCUUUUGUAGCUCUUGCCGCCGCUGACAGUGUCACACUUUGUGGUGUAUGCUCUGGUUCAGGACUCCUACAAUGUGGUAGUGGUGGAUCGAAGAAAUGUGUCAAUGUUCCACUUGGAACAUUAAUUUCAAAGAAUAUUUGUACAGGUCAGCCAAUGCCAUAUACCUAUUUCAUUCGUUCAAUUGACACCGGUGUUGCUCUUGGAUAUGUUUAUCAUUCUAUGGCUUCUUGUUCAUCUAAUAUCAAUGCUUCACCCCUUGCAGAGACUUGUGGUGAUUGUCAAAAAGGUACCACACUCACCUGUAACGAAGUGUAUCUACCAAUUUUUUGGAGCCAAAUUCGAUUAGAAUGUCUGAACAUUAGUCCUUCAUUUGAUGAUCACUAUUGGCUACGCAUGUUAGCAGACCAGACAACUGUUUCCGUGGAAAACAUGUCUCAUUUAUAUAUUUUGCCCCAUAUAAAUGAGACAUGUUUUCUAAUUCAUGCUGAAUUCCCACAUGGAUGA